AUGGAGCAGGGCUGGCCCCGGGGUGACAGCUGCAGCAGGGAGCGGCCCAGGGGCGCCUGUGGCCGCACCCUCAGCGUCUCCGACUCGCUGGACCUGCAGGGCUCCUCCGCCAGCUGGGCCAUCCAGGCUGCCCUCUGUGCGGCGAGGGAGCAGCCCCCCCGGCCCAAGAGCUACUGCUCUGCCCAUUCUGGGGCACCUUCCGGCGCCCGAAGCCUUCUCCUGAGCCUUCUCCGCCCGCGCACGGGCCGUCACCAAAGCCAGUCCGACGGGGUCCCCGCUGGGGCCAGCCCCGAGCCCCCCGAACCGUCCGCCUCUCCCAGCCCCGAGCCCCCCAGGAGGAGCCGGGCCCUGGGAGAGAAGCAGCUUCGGCCCCGGCCCACCAGCAUGACGUUUCUGGAGGUGAAUCGCCUGGAGCUUUCGGGAGCUGAUGGGACCGGUGGCGGCCUGGGCCGGGCUGGGAGCUCGGGCUUUCUGAGAGGUGGCUCGCUCUGGAGCAGCCAGCGCUGGCAGGUGUUUCGGGGGAGCAGCGGGCGGAGCACCGAGUCCCCCCGAAAGGGCUUCUCAGCCUUGAGGAAAAGUUUCAGCUUCCGCCUUCGUCGGGGCCAGGAGAUUCGGCGUUCUGAGUCAGGACUGCUACCCCGGGCCCGGGUUCGAACCAAAAGCGACGGCGAUGCCAGUUCCUUACAUGCCUUCCCUAGUCGCAGGGACCUGCUGUACCCCGAGGGCAGGCAGGUGGCCCCAGACUCCACCCGACCCAGUACGGGUGCCAGCCUCUGGAAACUCCUCACCAGCCGCUUCCGUCGGAGAGAAUCUGGGUCAUCGGGAACGUCGCUGCCCCGAGAGCCCCUGUGGAGUCGGAGGGCUGCCACAGCCCCAGUCCUCCUGGGGGUCCAGAGCUCCCCACGGGCAUCGGACUCAUUUGUCAACAGCCAGGAAUGGACCCUGAGCCGAUCCGUCCCCGAACUUAAAGUGGGCAUUGUGGGGAACCUGUCUAGCGGGAAGUCAGCUCUGGUGCAUCGAUAUUUGACGGGGACCUACGUCCAGGAGGAGUCCCCAGAGGGGGGCCGAUUUAAGAAGGAGAUAGUAGUGGAUGGUCAGAGUUACCUGCUGCUGAUACGAGAUGAAGGAGGCCCCCCUGAGCUUCAGUUUGCUGCCUGGGUGGAUGCUGUGGUGUUUGUGUUCAGCCUGGAGGACGAGAUCAGCUUCCAGACGGUGUACAACUAUUUCCUUCGGCUCUGCAGCUACCGUAGUGCCAGCGAGGUGCCCAUGGUCCUGGUGGGCACUCAGGAUGCUAUCAGUGCCGCUAACCCCCGGGUAAUCGAUGACAGCCGGGCUCGCAAACUUUCCACAGACCUGAAGCGAUGCACCUACUAUGAGACGUGUGCGACCUACGGCCUCAAUGUGGAGCGCGUCUUCCAGGAUGUGGCGCAGAAGGUGGUGGCCUUGCGGAAGAAGCAGCAGUUAGCCAUUGGGCCCUGCAAGUCACUACCCAACUCACCCAGCCACUCGGCCGUGUCCGCCGCCUCCAUCCCAGCCGUGCACAUCAACCAGGCCACGAAUGGCGGCAGCAGCGCGUUCAGCGACUACUCAUCCUCCGUCCCCUCCACCCCCAGCAUCAGCCAGCGGGAGCUGCGCAUCGAGACCAUCGCUGCCUCCUCCACCCCCACACCCAUCCGCAAGCAGUCCAAGCGACGAUCCAACAUCUUCACGUCUCGAAAGGGUGCUGACCUGGAUCGGGACAAGAAAGCACUGGAGUGUAAAGUGGACAGUAUUGGCAGUGGGCGAGCCAUCCCUAUUAAACAGGGGAUCCUGCUGAAGCGAAGUGGCAAGUCCCUGAACAAGGAGUGGAAGAAGAAGUACGUGACUCUCUGUGACAACGGGCUGCUCACCUACCACCCCAGCUUGCACGAUUACAUGCAGAAUAUCCAUGGCAAAGAAAUUGACCUGCUGAGGACAACAGUCAAAGUACCAGGGAAGCGGCUACCUCGGGCCACACCUGUCACGGCCUCAACUGGUGCCAGCCCCCGUGCCAAUGGACUGGUCCUGGAGAGAAGCAACACACAGCUUGGGGGGAGUACAGGUGCUCCCCACUCAGCCAGCAGCACAUCCCUUCACUCGGACCGGUCCCUGAGCAGCUCAGCCUUGGCGGGCCCCCGGCCCGAUGGGCUCCAUCAGCGCUCAUGCUCUGUGUCUAGUGCUGACCAGUGGAGCGAAGCAACUGCCCUGCCCCCGGGCAUUCAGCAUCCUGCCAGUGGCCCCUCUGACGUGCUCAGCUCCAGCCCCAAGCUGGAGCCCCCUCCAUCUCCCCACGCCAAUCGUAAGAAGCACCGUCGGAAAAAGAGUACAGGAACCCCUCGACCAGAUGGCCCCACUAGCACAGCUGAAGACGCAGAAGAGUCAUAUGAGUUCAUGGUCGUGUCACUUACGGGGCAGACAUGGCACUUUGAGGCCUCUACGGCAGAAGAGCGGGAGCUUUGGGUACAGAGUGUCCAGGCUCAGAUCCUCGCCAGCCUGCAAGGUUGUCGAAGCGCCAAGGACAAGACUCGCCUGGGUAAUCAGAACUCAGCACUGGCGGUGCAAGCCGUCCGAACCGCCCGUGGCAACAGCUUCUGUAUUGACUGCGACUCUCCCAACCCAGACUGGGCCAGCCUGAAUCUGGGUGCCCUGAUGUGCAUAGAGUGCUCAGGAAUCCACCGGCACCUGGGGGCCCACCUGUCUCGAGUGCGGUCUCUUGAUCUGGACGACUGGCCCCCGGAGCUACUGGCAGUGAUGACUGCCAUGGGCAAUGCUUUGGCCAACAGUGUCUGGGAAGGGGCCCUCGAUGGCUAUGCCAAGCCAGGGCCUGAGGCUUGCAGGGAGGAGAAGGAGCACUGGAUCAGGGCCAAGUAUGAACAGAAGCUGUUUCUGGCCCCCCUGCCAAGCUCGGAUGUGCCCCUGGGGCAGCAGCUGCUCCGGGCUGUGGUGGAGGAUGACCUGCGGCUGCUGGUGAUGCUCUUGGCCCAUGGCUCCAAGGAGGAGGUGAAUGAGACCUAUGGGGAUGGGGAUGGUCGCACCGCCUUGCAUCUUUCCAGUGCCAUGGCAAACGUUGUCUUCACACAGCUGCUUAUCUGGUACGGGGUGGAUGUGAGGAGCAGGGACGCCCGGGGCCUGACUCCACUGGCCUACGCCCGCCGAGCUGGCAGCCAGGAGUGUGUGGACAUCCUGCUGCAGCAUGGCUGCCCUGGGGAGGGCGGUGGCCUGACCCCGACCCCUACCAAUGGUUCUAGCGCCUCCACUGAGCUGCACCGGAGCCCCAGCCUCCUGUGAGGCCUGGGGAGGAUUGGGGGGUCCAGGGAGACCCCAGGACCUGGGGCUCACCUCCCUCCCCCUGCAGGAAAGGGGGAGAGAGAUGUAGACAAAGGAAGACACAGAGAGGAAGAAAUAGGGGGUGGAGAGAAUGAGACAAGAACAGAGAAUAAAGGAAGGGAGAGAUUGGGCCGAAACCCAUCCCAGGGCCCCGUACCAUAGGGAAGAGUGGACUGUUCAGCCCAGUGCCCUAGAGGUGCCAUUGACAAGGGACAGGCCCUUUGGAGGCACCUGAAGGGAGGGGAGAGCAGGACCUCUCCCCUUCCCUCGCCUCCUGCCCUUCAACUUCACCCCAAGGCUUCAUCCAAGAAUUGUUCCCAAAACCACGACUGGAUUAGCCUGGAGAUGAGGUGUGGAAAGUGGAUAGGGCCUGGUGCAGAGCCCUGGAUGAAGAACUCGAUGAGAUGGGCAAGGGGAUCCGUGAGCCCCAUGUAAAAUCUGUACAUUGGAAUAUUUAUGUUUGUGUACAUAUGUGUGUGUGACGAGACCAAUAAAUCAGACUGUGUGUGUUUGUCCCCAUUGUGUCUGUCCCCCUUGGCUCCCUCUCUCCUGUGAUGUAUUCAUCUCUGCCUCCCUGUGUAUCCACCUCCCUAUCUUUGGUCCCUCUGUGUGCCAGUUUUCUUGUCCCUUCUGUACCCCUAAUCUCCUCUUCCCCUGGCUUGGAUACUCCUGGUGUCCCUACCCUCAACCUUCCUCCUUGGUUUCAAUUCCUGAGCCUUUUCAAAGCUGUGUGAUGAUCAUGAACACAUCCAUUCUAUUUGGGUCAGGAGCUCCAGUGAGUGUGUUCACAGAGAAGAGGAUAUGGGACUUCUACUUAACUACCUCUUCUGUUGUCUCCACCUCCUUGCUGAAGGGUCUGUCCUACUUGUUUUCUUCCCUUGUUUGGAUGGAGCAUCCCCAUGACACCACUUCAAUCCAGACAUUACCCAUGAAAGCCAACUCAUAGGGAAGAGUGUUUUGAAUCAUUGCAUCAGAAUCCAAGUUCAUAGGAUCAUAGAAUUUAGGUCUGAGAAGGACCUUACCUUUAAUGCAACUCCCUCGUGUUGUGUAUGAGAAAAGUAAGGCCCAGAAAGGUGACUUUCCCAACAUCUCAAGAGAGCAAGAGGCCAAAUAGAGUUUUGAAACCCGAUUUAUGACUCCAGAUACUAUAUUCCAGGAGGAAGGAGUCUCAGAUUUAGGUGGAGUAUGGAGCUUACAGACUAAGGAAAGACAGCCAAAUACAAAUGAUCCCAACCAUAAGAGGGAUCAGAGUUUGAAUGUCACAGUGAUUCCAAGUGUGUGGGACUUGGUGUGGACACUCAGGCAUGGAAGUUUAAGGUUUGUGAGCCUGGUGCCUCAAUCUCCUGGGGAAGUGGGGAUGGACUUGACAGCUACUUGGCUUAGCUCCCAGCCUUAACCAGCAUCCUUCUAAGCUGAGUAUUCCCUGACUAUGGGCAGAGCUCCUGCCCUCGCUUUGUGCCUAUAGGCAGGCCUAGUCAUUGGAGCUGCCGUUCUCCCUCAGUCCUGCCCUCACAUACACCCCAGCCCUGACCUGAACCAAGCUGAGCUCUUGGCUCUCGUGGCUGUCUUCAGAGAAGGGAACCUUGGAGGUGGCCCCCUGUGUCUCCUGGCUUUGAAAGAAGCUGAGAUGCUGGGCCACCCUUUCCACCCUGCCCCAUACAUCUGCUGUGGCUCCAGUUUGUCAACCUACUUCAGCAUGCUUUGCACUGUGGUCGAAGAGGCAAAGCUGGGGAUUGUUUGGCCUUCACUUCUUCCCUUGAAAGGGUGGAGGUGGGGAGGACUCUGGUUUGCUGGUGCCUGCAAGUCUGUAAAUAACCAAAUGAGACUAA
Messenger RNA from Trichosurus vulpecula (common brushtail), 5174 nucleotides. It is a transcript of the gene AGAP3, whose product is annotated as ArfGAP with GTPase domain, ankyrin repeat and PH domain 3. Gene Ontology annotation, cellular component: nucleus. The coding region runs from base 1 to 3306 and encodes 1101 amino acids. Lineage: Eukaryota; Metazoa; Chordata; Mammalia; Diprotodontia; Phalangeridae. The record is from RefSeq and is a predicted model, not a curated record. The transcript is spliced from 18 exons. Gene Ontology annotation, biological process: proteasome-mediated ubiquitin-dependent protein catabolic process. Gene Ontology annotation, molecular function: GTPase activator activity; GTP binding; protein binding.